Messenger RNA from Anoplopoma fimbria (sablefish), 1184 nucleotides. Its product is annotated as deoxyribonuclease-1-like. The record is from RefSeq and is a predicted model, not a curated record. Gene Ontology annotation, cellular component: nucleus. Lineage: Eukaryota; Metazoa; Chordata; Actinopteri; Perciformes; Anoplopomatidae. The coding region runs from base 90 to 1019 and encodes 309 amino acids. Gene Ontology annotation, molecular function: DNA nuclease activity. Gene Ontology annotation, biological process: DNA catabolic process. The transcript is spliced from 10 exons.
CAGAAUUAAGAUUCAGUCCGUCUGUUUUCUCAGAAGCAGCUUUCAUUCUGUGCAUUUCAUCCAGAACAUUUUAAUCUUCUGAAGUGAAGAUGAAGAUAGCAGCCUUCAAUGUCAAAAACCUGGGAAUAAAAAAGGUCAAAGACAAGAAGGUGGUCCACUACCUCACCGAGAUCGUGUCUCGGUACAGCGUGGUGGUGAUACUGGAGGUGAUGGAUAAAAGUGGCAUGGCCAUGGAGGAAUUAAUUAACGAGCUCAACAACAACAGCUCCAACAGAAAAAGUCCUUACUCCAUGAUCGCCAGCCGCCAGCUGGGACGAGACACCUACAAGGAGCGCUUCGUCUGUUUCUACAGAGAGGCUGAUGUGACCCUGAAGGCCGUUCAUCAGUAUGAAGACAAUCAACCUGGAGAUGUGGACGCGUUCGCCAGAGAGCCCUUCAUCCUGCACUUCAGCUGUCCUUCUACAAAGGUGAAGGACCUGGUUCUGAUCCCCGUCCACACCAAACCCACGGACACGCUGAAGGAGCUGGACGAGCUGCAUGACGUAGUCAGUUCUAUCAAGAAGAAGUGGAAAACUAAUAAAAUUAUGAUUUUAGGGGACUUUAAUGCAGAUGGACGUUAUCUCUCCAAGAAGAAGAAGGCAGAGAUCCGCAUCUGCUCUGCUGACUAUCAUUGGCUGAUAGACGAUGAUGUCGACACAACGACUAGUAACCUUAACGACCACACCUACGACAGGAUCGUAGUUCAUGGAAAGACCCUGCUGAACGGCGUCGUCCCCGGCUCGGCCAAGUCCUUCAACUUCCAGACAGCGUUCAACCUGAAGGACAAAGAAGCUCAGAGAAUCAGUGACCACUACCCUGUGGAGGUGGAGCUGAAGAACCUUCAGAGACCCAGAGCACCGAAACGAAAGAGGACAGCGUCCCCUAAAGGACAGAAGAGAGUACAACAGAAGAAGAAGAAUAUGACAGGAAAAAGGAAGAUUGGACCGUCAUCAAACACACCAGCCAAGAGAAAACGUUAGGACAAAAGACGAACGACAGACUUCAAGAUCAUUGAACGCAUUAUCAGAGUUAUAUACAGCAUGUAUUCUUCUAAUAAUAUGAAAAUUGACUUGAUUGUAAUGUUGAAUUAAUUUAGUUUGACUUCUCUUUAACAGUUUUAAUAAUUAAAUCAUGUUUUAAACAUU